Molecule: messenger RNA, 1752 nt
Organism: Capronia epimyces CBS 606.96
Lineage: Eukaryota; Fungi; Ascomycota; Eurotiomycetes; Chaetothyriales; Herpotrichiellaceae
Exons: 1
Coding region: 1-1752 (583 amino acids)
Source: RefSeq, a predicted model, not a curated record
AUGGCGUCUGGCGGCUCGUGUAACCCAUCUUCUACUCUAUCUCCGAAACAGAGAUUCCAGGCUCAUGUUCGAACCUUGAGUUCUGAUAGCAUUUCUACCUCCGGGUCCCAGACGUCGCCACAACGAUCCCCAGAGUUGCAGCAUGUCUCGAGUCUACGAGUCCAAUCUCGCGAGAGCCCUUCUCUGUAUCAAGCCUCUCGACCAAAUUCUGUCUACAAAUUCGGCGAUGAGCCACCUUUCAUUCGACAGGAGCGGGAAGCAUGGAGCAGAGCAUCUCCGAGUCGACAGCGUGGAGACAUCUCUCCACAGAUGUACAUUCUACCGCCACCAGAACAAGAAAGGCCGGCAAUGCAGCCAGCCAAACACAUGAAGGAGACAAAUGGUUUUGCCCCGUUGGCAGGGCCUAUUGAUGUGGACGCCCGAUUGAAAACUGGUCAAAGACAUAAUCAUAAUUCGAACCAGGAACGGCAAUACUCGUCACGCAAUUCCAAGUUUGCUGAAGGGAGUAUGAACGAGAGAUCUACCGGUGUCUCCUCUACUUGGCUGGAACAUGAAUCCGACUCCUGUAUUUCUGAUACCGAGUCGGAUAAUGACUCUACUCCUCGGGCCUCACCUCAACGCUCCUCUGUCGAUUUAGAAGAAUUCAAGCCAGCAGCGGUGACGCCGGCCACAUUGAGACAACGACUCUUCAAAAUUGGCACCGCUUUCAAAUCGCACGAGCAUGCCAGGAAGCAGGUGGAAUCAGAGACACAGCCCGAAGGGGAGAAGAACAAGAAGAAGAAAGGACUUCGAAAAAGUAUCUCAAUGUGGAACAUUCACAACGUCGGCGGAAAGAUGAAGACUUUUGGUGGUUCGUCAACUGACCUGACUCCGAAGGCGGCCACCCAGGACAAAACCCUCGAGGUACUCAACGACCGAAAGAGGAAAGCCGAAGAAGCAUACGCUCAGCAAUUUGGACCGAAGAAGAGGAAGUCCAAUGUCGGCCAAGAAACAAACCUACAUGAGCAAGCACCGGAAAAGACGCCAUCAGCAACCGGAGGUCGGCCAGUCUCUCGCCGUGAGAGCAAGACCCCAAUCAAGAAGCGACGCACAGCUCAACCCGCCCCUGUGGAGAUCACAGCGGACUGUGACAUCGUUGGCUCUCACAGCGACAUCGAUCAUCACAAACGCCCAAGUCGCCGGGAGUUGGAGAAGGAAAACCAACAACUCCGUGCUAUGUUGAGACAGCAGCAUCAAGAACCUGUUUUGGAGCUCAAAGAUUCUCAACCGAAACCGACCUCCACAUCUCUACAGCCGCCGGCUGAAUCCGGACAUGAAUCCGACAUGAUACCAGCGAAGUUAUCCUGCAAGAAGCCAAAUCAGAAACCACGAAGAGAGUUGCCUCCCAUUCCUCAAAUACCAGAGCGAAUCGUUCUGAAGAAUCUAAGCAAUACUAGACAGCAGCCUCAAGCAAAAGCGAAGAACAUGAAUAACAACGCCAAUACGAACACAAGCCCUAAUCAUAUUCCCCAUAUCGGUCCUGAUGCUGCGAAGGAGGUGAAACCAAUAAGUGCUGUACCACUUGGGCUUCCGCGACCGUUCUCUGUCAUUCUUGAGGAAGACGAAGAAGCGGAGAUCAAGAGUCCAAGCCCUCAGUGCGCGAGGCGACUAGAGUCCGGCGAGGUUGAGAAGAUCAAGAUACAUGGACCGACGGCUUUGCAGAUGAAAGGAGUUAAACGAGAGCAAUGGGAGUGGCCCGAGGAUGUUUUUUAG